Trifolium pratense (red clover) is the source of this 1611-nucleotide messenger RNA. RefSeq names its product transcription factor RF2b-like. Gene Ontology annotation, biological process: regulation of DNA-templated transcription. Gene Ontology annotation, molecular function: DNA-binding transcription factor activity. NCBI's taxonomy places the organism in Eukaryota, Viridiplantae, Streptophyta, Magnoliopsida, Fabales, Fabaceae. The record is from RefSeq and is a predicted model, not a curated record. The coding region runs from base 132 to 1244 and encodes 370 amino acids. The transcript has 4 exons. Gene Ontology annotation, cellular component: nucleus.
AUCCAUAAUUGACUAAUUGUUACACUACUUGUUAGAACUUCGAAGCUGAGAAAAGAAACAAAGCAAAUAGAAAUGCAUUUAUGUUCCAUUGGUGACAAAAACAACACAACAAAUUGAAAACAAACAAACAAAUGCAACAUCAAUCUUCAAACCCUAAUCCCAAUUCCAAUCCCAAUCCCAAUCCCAAUCCUCACAAUGCAAACACCGCAUCUCAAUUACCACCACCAGUGCCACCACCAUCCACGACGGCGACAACCUCCGCCGGCAAAUCCUCUCUAUUCGCUCACUCUAGCGGCAAUGCCAGUUCCCAUCACCGACGAGCUCACUCGGAAGUCAAUUUCCGGUUACCAGAUGACAUGAUGGACUUAUCACCGUCCGAUCCAUUCACCGGUGGCGGAUCGUCAACGGCGAGCUUAGAUGAGAUCGGAUCCGAAGACGACCUAUUCUCGACGUACAUUGAUAUGGAUAAGUUGGGAGACGCCGGAGCAGAUCUGGUUGGAAAUGAUGUGCCGGAGAAGAAUCCGGUGAGGCCGAGGCAUAGGCAUAGUAGUUCGGUUGAUGGUUCUUCCUCGUUUGGGGAGAUUAUGGAUGGGAAGAAAGCUAUGCCUCCUGAUAAGUUAGCUGAACUUUGGUCUAUUGAUCCAAAGCGUGCAAAGAGAAUACUUGCAAAUCGACAAUCUGCUGCUCGUUCAAAAGAGAGAAAGGCCCGUUAUAUACAUGAACUAGAGCGCAAAGUUCAGACCCUGCAGACUGAAGCUACAACUCUUUCUGCCCAACUGACACUAUACCAGAGAGACACAACAGGUCUGAGUACUGAAAAUACAGAGCUUAAGCUCCGUCUGCAAGCCAUGGAGCAACAAGCACAUCUUCGUGAUGCUCUUAAUGAUGCACUGAAGAAAGAAGUUGAGAGGCUGAAAGUUGCUACUGGGGAUAUAAUGAGCCACACUCAAUCUUUUAAUCUUGGUAUGCACCAGAUGCAAUUUACAGAAUCAAAUUAUGCUCCAAUUCCACCACAACCAGGUCCUUCUAAUCACCGGAACACCCAGUUACCACUAUUUGGUCACUCCCCAUCUAGCAUGCAAUCUCAUCAACUGCACCAAACAAAUUCUCUUUCAUUUUCAGAAUUAUUGCAAAAUGAUCAGAUUGGUCGAUUUCAGGGACUUGACAUUAGUAGUAAAGGAACAACUGUUGUAAAGUCUGAAGACCCUUCUCUUUCUGCAAGUGAGAGUAGCACUACAUAUUGAAUUUGAUAUUACCUGCUUGACCUGCUAACUUAUCCUUGUCAUUCAUUGUUCGUCGUGUUGACCUCCAGUCAACUAAUGAACUUCAAGACGUAUUCCAUUCAGAUUGGGGAUUAAUUCUUAAUUAUUUGUUCUUUUGGGUGCUCACCAAAACGGGGAUGCACCCUUUUAGGGUUUUGCUGUGAAGUUCAUAUAAUCAUGUUUCUCAGUCCUAGAAUAUUGCGAAUGGAAAGUUCGCCUCAUUGUAUUGUUGUAUUUUGGGGUGUAUGGAUUCUCGCUGUUCAUUUGUAUUAUCAUUUACUUGUAGCAUGUUAACUAUGUAUUGUAUUUCACUAUAUUGACCAUUAAAAUGUGUUUAAAUUAUUCAAAA